CACUAAAGCGAAAGCCGGCCCGCGGCGCCAUGGCCGUGCGUAGCCUGGCCCGGGACCUGCAGGACGAGGCCACCUGCCCCAUCUGCCUCGACCUCUUCUCUGAGCCCGUGUCCCUCGGCUGCGGCCACAACUUCUGCCGCGCCUGCGUCGACCGCAGCCGGGGCGUCGGGGACGCGCCCUUCCUCUGCCCCGAAUGUCGCAAGCCCUGCGCUACCCGCAGCCUGCGGCCCAACCGGCCGCUGGGGAGGGUGGCCACCGCGCUCCGGCGCCUCGGGCCGGCGCAGGGUCGCGGGGGGUCGUGCGACCUGUGUGCCGAGCACCUGGAGCCGCUGAAGCUCUUCUGCAAGAACGACCAGAGCCCGGUCUGCGUGGUGUGCGACCGGGCCCGGGAGCACAGAACUCACCACGUGGUGCCCGCGGAGGAGGCGGCGCAGACCUACCGGGGCACGUUUCCAAAGAUCCUGGAAGACUUGAGGGAAAAGAUGAAAAAGGCUCAGAAGCUGCAAGCUGAAAAAGUGAAAACGUCAGAAGCCUGGCAGGUGAAGGUGCAGGAGAGGAAGCAGAGGACAGUGGCCGAGUUCGAGAAGUUCCGGCAGCUGCUGGCUGAGGAGGAGCUGCGGGUCCUGCGGGAGCUGGAGGAGGAGGAGGCCGCCGUGGUGGAGGUGCUGAGGCAGGAGGAGAGCACUCUGGCUGCGCAGGGCCGCUCUGUGGAGGAACUCAUCUCCGAGCUGGAGGGGCGCACUGAGCGCCCUGCCCUGGGGCUGCUCCAGGGUAUAGGAGAGAUUCUGAGCAGGAUUAAACGUCUGGAGCUUCAGACCCCAAAGGCCAUUUCCAUGGAGCUAAAGACUGUGUGCAAAGUUCCAGGGCUGGUGGAGACCCUGCGGAGAUUCCAGGUGGUGGUGACCCUGGACCCCAAGAGCGCACACCCCUGCCUCACCCUGUCUGAGGACCAGAGGUCCGUGUUGCAGACCCGGCCCUGGAAUGGCCAGCCUGGUGCAGAGGGGCUGUUCGGGGUCUUCCCGAGCGUGCUGGGCUCCGAGCAGCUGUCUGCUGGGAGGCACUACUGGGAAGUGGAGAAAUUCCUGCCAGAUACUGUUAUGUCUUUGGAUGAUGACGGGUGUGAGCCUGCAUGUCAACACUCAGAAGGCCGAAGGACCUGUCAUGAGCCCGUUUUGAUGACAAGAGGCAACAUUCCUCCAACAUCAGGGUUGGACUAUUGGGGCCAAAAGGUCUGCAUCAAGCAACAGGAGAAAUGCCCCCCGCAGAAGUUGUUGCCUCAGGACUUGGACAGGCAGGCUGGGUAGCUAUACCAGGCUACCUCACAGUGAUGGAUAAGGCCCUCACCCAUGGGCCCCCGUGAUAAAGGUUUUUGCUAGAUCUACUUACCAACUAGACCUACUGCUGGCUGGGUCUGUCAGCGUUUGAAAUGAGAUGACAAGUCAUCUCUCCACAUCAUACCAGCUGAUCUGAAGAGUUUUUCCUCUUGGUGAGGUCCCCUGUGGCUGUUUGCCAGGGAGGUGGAUCUUCCCAGCGUCUGUGCCACUGUAUCAGUAAGAGUUCCAUUCAAGAAACAGCCAGUAGGAGAUAUAUAUUCAGAGAUUUGUUGUGGGAGAUUGACUCUCAUGCAAUUGUGGGGACUGGCUAGCCAAGUCCAAAAUCUGUAGGGCAGGUGACAGGCUAGAAACUGAGGUAGGAGCUGAAGCUGUAGUCCAUGGGUGGAAUUUUUUCUUCCCAGAGAAACCUCAGUUCUGUUCUUAAAGCUGUUCAGCUGAUUGGAUCAGGCACACCAGGUUAUUGAGGUUAAUCUCCCUUACUUAAUUAAGUCAACUGAUUAUGGGCUUUCAUUACAUCUACAGAAUACCUUCACAGCAACACAGAGACGAGUGACUGAUCAAAUACUUGGGGAUUGAAUGUUAGCUAAGAUGACACAUCAAACUGACCAUCAGUCACCGUGGAGGCCACCCCUGGUCCUGAUGACCCAGGCCUUUGGCUUCCCCAUUGUGCCUGCUCUGGUCAUGGUGAGCUCAGCCCUAGCAACAGGGUGUCGAAACUUCUGCUGCUCAGGGCCUGUGCCCUGAACAUAAUGAACCUGCUGGUCCUGGACUGGUCCAGCCCCACUGUUAGGGAUUGGAUUGUGUCCCCCAAAAAUGUGUGUCAACUUGGUUAGGCCAUGAUUUCUUGUAUUGUGUGACUGUCUACCAGUUUGUCAUCUGAUGUGAUUUUCCUCUGUGCUGUAAAUCCUACCUCUCUGAUGUUAAUGAGGCAGGAUUAGAGGAAGUUAUGUUAAUGAGGCAGGACUCAAUCUACAGGAUUAGGUUGUAUCUUGAGUAAAUCCCUUUUGAGACAUAAAAGAGAAGUGAGCAGAGAGACAGAGGCAUCUCCUACCUCCAAGAAUAAAGAACCGGGGGGAAGCGUGUCUUUUGGACCCGGGGUCCCGGUGCUGAGAAAACCCUAGACCCGCUCAAGGGAAGAUUGAUGACAAAGGCCUUCCCCCAGAGCCGACAGACAGAAAAAGCCUUACCCUGGAGCUGGUGCCCUGAAUUUGGACUUCUAGCUUCCUAAUCUGUGAGAGAAUACAUUUCUCUUUGUUUAAGCCAUCCAUUUCUGGUAUUUCUGUUAUAGCGGCACUAGAUAGCUAAGACACCCACUAACAGCGCACUGGGUACUUCCCUCACCUCAGAAAUGGUCUGCCCUGGACUUCCCUCUUUAUCUUCCCUUGAGCUCUAAACCUGGAAGAAGGCAGAAUAUGCACGCGUGGUUCCCUCUGCACUGGAAGGAUGAGGAGGAGGGAGAGAGGACCUUAGAAACAGGGCCGAGGAAGAGGUACAGGGACUUCUCUAUUCUCAACCUCUGUGGGGAUGGACUGCUUCUCAGAUGACUUGCUUAUGAUAUGUGUUGUCGUUAGAUGCUGUUGAGUCGGUUCCGACUCAUAGUGACCCUGUGAACCACAGAACAAAACGCUGCCCGAUCCUGUGCCAUGCUCACCAUCGUUGUUAUGCUUGAGCCCAUUGUUGCAGCCACUGUGUCUUAUGAUAUAAAAAAUUUUUUGAUAUAGAGACUUUAAAACUGUAUAAGGCAUUGACCAGAGUAAAAGAAGCUGGGAUGGGGUCCAGGCCUAGAAAUCCAUUUUGUAUAGAAAACCUGUAGAACCUGAAAACGGAACUGGUUAGGGCAGUUCUGCCUGUGAAGAACAAUGUUGUUAGUUUGUUUCCAAGGAGCCUUUAUGUAACCUUUACAUUUCCAGAAAUGAAUGUCUGGUAAAUAUCCUGUGAUCUCUGUGAACCCCCUGUGGUCAAUUAACUGGUAACUAAUCAACAAGACACACAUAUUAUUAGGCAGUAACUCGUCAACAAAAACUCUGUAAACCUAUGACCCCAUGGUAACUAAGUCAACAAAAACUCUUAACCUACCAGCGUAAGGUCCCUGCUUCCGUUAUCCCAUCUUUGAUAAUGAUGUAUUAAUGAAUAACCAAUUAGAGUUUUUCCUAAAUUUACUUCUUUCUGUAGUAGUAGAGACUCCCUGACUGUAAUUCAGUAUAUUCUGCUGGGUUUUGUGCCUGGUGCACACUGGCAGAUCCCUCAUUCAAAUUAUUAUCUUUGUCUUGGCUCAAUAAAAAUCUCUUUUAAUUCAGUUUGAGUCUGGGCUCUUUUCUGCCUACCACACCAUCAAAACACAGUUGCUGUGGGGUCAACUCAUGGCGACCCCGUGUGUGUCAGAGCAGAACUGUGCUCCACAGGGCUUUCAGUGGCUGAUUUUUCGGAAGUAGACCAUUAGGCCUUUCUUCUGAGGUGCCUCGCGGUGGACUCGAAACCUCCAGCCUUUUGGUGAGCACCCGACCGUGUUAACUGUUUGCAUCACCCAGGGACUCCAUUUACAAGUAUAGGGGUUAGAAUUUUAACACAUAUUUUUUGGGGACGCAAUUCAAUCCACACUGUUUCUCCUUUCUGUGACAAGAGGCGAUGGAGCUGAGACUGUUCAUUAACAACUGUCGUCUUCAGUUGCCUCUGAGUCGAGUCUGACUCAGCGAUCCCGUGAGUGUGGAGCGGAACUGCUCCGUAGGGUUUCAAGACUGUGACUUUUUGGAAGUAGACAACUAGGCAUUUCUCCUGAGGUGCUUCUGGGUGCGUUUUGAGCUGCCAGCCUUUCAGCUAGUAGUCAAAGCGCUUAACCAUUUACGCCACCCAGGGACUCCUCAUUAACAAUUAGCAUCUUUAAAUUUAGUAAACAUAGUUAUGUAAAAAGGCCUUCAUAAAAUGCUUAUGCACUGAUACAGUUACUGUAGUUAUUCCCUUCACGCCUAUAAACCAAAAAACCAAACCCGUUGCGGUGGAGUCAAUUCCAACUCACAGUGACCCGACAGCACAGAGUAGAAACGACCCAUAGGGUUUCCGAGGAGCGGCUGGUAGAUUCCAACUGCCGACCUUUUGGUUAACAGCCGAGCUAUUAACCACUGCGCCACCAGGGCUCCAUACCUAUAAACCAGGUUAAUUGAAUUUAAACAUUAAACGUAUUAAACCGGUAGGUGAGCAGUUUUUUGUCCCUCCCUGUCCCUCUUGUGAAGGCCCUCUAGUAUUUUUCUUCCCUCAUGCUGAAGUCUCACCUAUUGGCAGGUGGACAGUGAGCACAGAUCCUGGUGGGUGAAGCCUGAUUUCAGCCCCUUCCUGUCAAGUUACCUGCUGUGAUAGACACCACUAGCUGCCCCCCAACAGCCAUUCUUGCUUUCUUCCUUGAGAAUCAGACCCCAAUUUUUGGCUCAGGAUAUGGCCACCCAGCUAGAGGACUAUCUUCUCCAAUCACCCUACUAAGUGUGAUCAGCUUCUGUGUGAGACCUAAGUGGACGAAACAUAUUUUAAAACAAGAUGGUGGACAUUGAGUGUGCAUUCCUGCCCCCUGGCAUGCUGACCCCAUGGUUCUACUUCUUUGCUCAUGACUGCCCCACACAAGGGAGCCUUCUCCAUCCAACUCUUACCCUUUAGCAUAAUACUGUACCUUCAUCAAUACUGAGUUGCACAUCUUUUCACAAUUUAACGUGUCUAAAACAGGGUGCAUCUUACAAAUGAUGACGUCUUGGCACAGAACCAUGUUAGAGUUGACGGCAUCUUAGAUUGUUGUCCUCCAAUCACAGAGCAUGUAAUUCUGAGAAACUGGAUCACUUACGUCUUUGUCCUUGGGGUUACCCACAAGUUCCUAAGGGCAGGGGCGUGUCACCGUUUUGUCUGCACAAGGCCGUGCGUGCAAGGCCAUGGGUGACUGGUUGGCAGUUAAGGGACUUGGGAAAUGGGAAGACUCAGGCUCAAGGAAGCUUAGAAACAAGAAGUAACAAACAGUUCUCAGACAUAGGAAGUUCCUCAAGCCAUGAUGCACUGCAGGUCAACGUGGGUUAUAAUAAUUUCCCAUUAGAGGCAGGGCUUUCAAUGUUACAUAUUGAGGAGGGAAAAGUGAUGAGAUUUUCUUGCCCCCAGUCUCAACAAUCAAAUAUAUGGCUGUUUCACAAAACCUUCCCUAAAUGUGAUACCCUGAGAUUAUUUUUUUCAAUCUAUGAACUCUAGUUUCAGGUAUUGGUCUCAUCAGCCAUUAGUUACAUAUUGCCCUAUAGAGAUCUCAGGGCCCUUUGUGGUAUCAAUAUAUAUAAAUAUGAUAUAUCUGUGUGUGUGUUUGUGUGUAAUUACAUCUAUACACCCAAGAACUGGGAAUUUUAUUUCUUUGAGAGACCCUACUUUGAUAUGUACACAUUACUAGCUCAAUACAUAUUAUCUCUGUCUUCUGUUAUCACACCAUCACGUGGCAUUUCAGACGAGAGCUUGACUUAAAACAGUCAAUGGCCCUAGGUCUGCUGAAUGGACUUCCUGUAGAGUUUCUGCUGGAUGGAGCUCAACUGUCCUCCCAGAUUCUGCAAUGCCUGGAGCUGCAAGAAUUUGGCCUAUAAAGUAAUAAAAAGCGCAGGUGGCUUUGAGGGCAUCCCUACCACUGCCUACCUUUCAGCAAGUUUUCUGAAAAACUAGACAAUAUUAUUUACUUCUAUUUUCUCAAGACUCACUUCCUUAUUUUGUAAACCAUGACAAUCAGGUUUCAACUCACAUUACUUUUAUGUAACUACUGAAAACUCUCCACUGACCCCCUCAUGAUGGAUUCUAAGCUCCUGUGGGGCAUCUCUGCAUAACUCUGAUGAAUUCGCCUCUUCUGUCUCUGCUUCUCUCCCGCUUCCUCUUCAUCUAAUGCCCAUCACUGCUUGCCCCAGAGUUCCUUUUUGCCAUCUCUACCUACCCGUCCAUCUGGUAAGUUGAUCGGCUCCCAUGGGUUCAGUCUCUGGGGUUCAGUCUCAUCAAGACCUGUCAUCUGUGGUUAGGUGUGUUCCUUAUGCGUAUAGGUAUUAUUUAAAAUUUUUUUUCCAAGAAAAUUAAUUUGGGGAAAUAUUGAGACAGAUUUCUUUACUGAUAGCCUUCUUCAAGCUAUUAAUAUUCUGACCUCUUAGAGGAGAUAGGAAUUUAUACCAGAUCCCUAGAAUGCAUGGGCUGUGGGGGCAGGAAUUUGUCUAUCUUGUAGAACACAGUUCUUGCAGAACACAGUUCCUUGCAGAUGGGGUGCUCCGUAAGUGUGUGGAAGGACAGAAGAGAGGAGAGGUUGGACAAACCAGCACCUUUGAAAAUCACAGCCCCAGCAUCAGCAUUUCCUCUCUUAGGUCAUAUCUCUAGCAGCUUCUUGAAUUCUAUAAGUUCCACAAAUUCAGCAUGCCCUACAGUUAACCUCUCCAUAGACUCAGAUUCCUUACUUCGCAAGGAAUCACCCACCCCCAAACUUAACUGUAAGAUCCUUUUAUCUGUACACAGCUCGCACAGCAUGUAUCUAGUCAUUAAACCUCCACAGUGUCUCCAGAAAACACCUACUAGGUGCGAGGUCUUCUUCUAGGCACUUGGGAUAUAGGGAACAAAAGAGACAAAAACCUUGCUCUGUGGAGAGAGACAGACCAUUAACAAAUAAAUAAAUUAUAUAGUGUGUCAGAGGGUGGUAAGUGUUACAGCAAGAACAGAGCACAAAGUCAGAUGAGGAGUGCUAGGGCAGAUAGUCUGCCGGUUCCCAUGCAGGGGCAGGGGAGGCCCCAGGGGGAGGUGGUACUGGAGAGGGCAGGGGAGGCCCCAGGGACAGGUGGUACUGGAGGGGAUCACGGACGGCAUCAGAAGAAGGUAGUAUUCGAGGAGGUCAGGGUUCCCCUGUGGGAAACUGGUGUUGGUGUACCUUCUUUGCAACCCUAUUGCCAUCAUCCUCAAAGCCUUUGCCACUUCAAACCAAGCACUACUUGGAGCACAUAUCCUUUCUUUCUCCAUUCCACCCACCCAUAUAUUUUCAUGAACCAGGUUCCUCCCAGUGGAAUAUUCCUUGUCCUUGUUUUGUCUUCUGGCAUGACAGUGGGAACAGCAGUGGAGAAACUGCAUUGCAACAUCCCGCUUUGGGGUGAAAGUGGCAAAGUGGUAUCAGCCAUUUCUACCAACAAAGGCCCUGAAGGAUGGAAACCCAGCAACAGGAAACCUUGCCUGAAGGGUCAGAAGGAGGCGGGAGUGUGUCCAAUCCUCAAAGCUAUGUAGUUAUGGUUGCUGAAAUGGGAUAGAUAAGACAGAAGUUGAUGGGAUACAUACAAAAGACCUCCACAAGGACAAAGAGGAUGAUCCUCCUCACAUGUACCCCAACUUGGUUGUUGGCUGCCCUCAAUUCUGCCCCUGACUCAUGGUAACCCCAUUUACAAUGGAACAAAACACUGCUCUGGACCGUGCCAUCCCCAUGAUUGGUUACAGUUUGUAGCAUUGUGAUCCACAGGGUAUUCAUUAGCUGACUUUUGCAAGUAGAGUGCUAGGCUUUUUUCCCUAGUCCGUCCUGGUGUGGAAGCUCUACUGAAACAUAUUCAGCAUCAUAGCGACAUGCAAGUCUCAUGGUUGCGCUGAGGUGCAUUGGCCAGGAAUCAAACCCUGGUCUCCUGCAUGGAAGGCAAGGGUUCUACCACUGAACAACCACUGUCUCCACUCUGACCUUACUCCCUUUAAAAAGAAUGAUUAGGGAUGGGGCCAAGGUUUUCAUGUUCCCUCUGAGGACCAGCAGCCCUAUGCCCCUGUAAGCUAGAGAGAGAACCAUGAGAAUUUAGACAUUUAUGGGACUAGAUGUUGGGGCCCAAGUGACCAUCAUCCCAGGCUCUUCUAGAGGCAAGAGGAAGCUGAUGGCAUUGUUAGAUUUGGGAGUAGACAUGGUGACCCAUGGCAAGGAGGUGUGCAUGUGCUUAUGGGUGGGGCCUGUUGGGCCAUUUCAGGUGCAGACCCCAGGGGUAUUUUGUGGCUUAGGCUACAGUGGCACCACCAACAGGGUCUCCUGAUUCAAACCUGGAGGCAAUGCUACCCUCAUGUGCCCCUUUCCUGUGGGACCCCAGAGGGAUGGGGAAGAGAGCGACAGAAUGCCAAGGCAUUGGGCUUCCUCUGGUCAUGACCAGGAUCUCCAACCACUCAGUACAGGUAGGUGACAUCACAGGCUAUGUCAAAUUUGUUUAGGACGUGACUUCUUUCCCCAGGUUGAACGAUCGGGGCCAAAAGGUCUGAAUCAAGCAACAGGAGCAAUGCCCCCUGCAGAAGUUGUUGCCUCAGAACUUGGACAGGCAGGCUGGGUAGCUAUACUAG
This is a messenger RNA of Loxodonta africana (African savanna elephant), 8654 nucleotides long. Its product is annotated as E3 ubiquitin-protein ligase TRIM11-like. Lineage: Eukaryota; Metazoa; Chordata; Mammalia; Proboscidea; Elephantidae. Gene Ontology annotation, biological process: regulation of gene expression; protein ubiquitination. The coding region runs from base 30 to 1304 and encodes 424 amino acids. The record is from RefSeq and is a predicted model, not a curated record. Gene Ontology annotation, cellular component: cytoplasm. Gene Ontology annotation, molecular function: zinc ion binding; ubiquitin protein ligase activity; protein binding. The transcript has 9 exons.